Ziziphus jujuba (common jujube) is the source of this 921-nucleotide messenger RNA. Its product is annotated as ADP-ribosylation factor. The transcript has 7 exons. Gene Ontology annotation, biological process: intracellular protein transport; vesicle-mediated transport. Gene Ontology annotation, molecular function: GTP binding; GTPase activity. Gene Ontology annotation, cellular component: cytoplasm. Bases 173 to 718 code for a protein of 181 amino acids. The record is from RefSeq and is a predicted model, not a curated record. NCBI's taxonomy places the organism in Eukaryota, Viridiplantae, Streptophyta, Magnoliopsida, Rosales, Rhamnaceae.
CCCAACGCCGUCAAAAUGAUCGUUAAUUCCGAGCCACAUAUAAAUUCUCGGUUCACCAUUUGAGAGCUAUUUCUCACAUUCGUGGUGGUUUGUUUGGGCAGCUUCUCAGAUCUGCCCCCUCUAAGCUUCUCCUUCAAUCCUCUCCUCCAUCUUUACCAUCCAAGACAAAAAGAUGGGGUUGUCUUUCACCAAGCUUUUUAGUCGGCUUUUUGCCAAGAAAGAGAUGCGAAUUCUUAUGGUUGGUCUCGAUGCUGCCGGUAAAACCACCAUCUUGUACAAGCUCAAGCUUGGAGAGAUUGUAACAACCAUUCCCACAAUUGGAUUCAAUGUGGAGACUGUUGAAUAUAAGAACAUUAGCUUUACUGUUUGGGAUGUUGGUGGCCAGGACAAGAUUCGACCUCUGUGGAGACACUAUUUCCAGAAUACCCAAGGGCUCAUCUUUGUGGUUGACAGCAAUGAUCGUGACCGUGUAGUUGAGGCCAGGGAUGAGCUGCACCGCAUGUUGAAUGAGGAUGAGUUGCGGGAUGCAGUGCUUCUUGUAUUUGCCAACAAACAGGACCUUCCAAAUGCCAUGAAUGCAGCUGAGAUCACUGACAAGCUUGGUCUCCACUCCCUUCGACAACGUCACUGGUAUAUCCAGAGCACAUGUGCCACCUCUGGGGAAGGGCUCUAUGAGGGACUGGAUUGGCUCUCCAACAAUAUUGCUAACAAGGCAUAAAAGAUCAAUGAAUAUCGUUGAACCUUUUGGACUGCAUUCUGUUAAUUUGGGAUGGCUGCUCUGAUAUUUGGUGUUGAUGGAUUUAUUGCUAUGUUAAUGCCCUGAGAAUGUAUCUGUUCAGUUGUUUUUUGUUACCAAAAUGAUAGAAAUUGGCAUUUUGUUAUGUAGAUUCUAUAAUAAUUCAUGGUUCACAGUUUAUAGUA